Messenger RNA from Sycon ciliatum, 3932 nucleotides. RefSeq names its product alpha-mannosidase 2C1-like. Lineage: Eukaryota; Metazoa; Porifera; Calcarea; Leucosolenida; Sycettidae. Gene Ontology annotation, biological process: mannose metabolic process; oligosaccharide catabolic process. The transcript has 31 exons. Bases 142 to 3423 code for a protein of 1093 amino acids. The record is from RefSeq and is a predicted model, not a curated record. Gene Ontology annotation, molecular function: alpha-mannosidase activity; carbohydrate binding.
GUCCGUAGAGAGAGGUCUACUGACCGUAGGUAUACCUACCUGUUCUGUUUUGAAAAUUGAGGUGUUUGGACCAUCGAUGCCGCGUGGCUUCCGCGAAGAGCUUGUCGUCUGUUUAGAAAAAUAAUUAUUAUACCUUGCAAAAUGCAGACCUCCGGGCCCAGCGCGGCCCGUCAACCGCUGCCUGAGGUCAAUAUGAAAUUCAAAAGGGCCACUCUGGAACGAGCGGAGAAGUUUAUUUCGGACAUCUAUUUCACAGAUGUGAAUCUGCGCGGCCAGCUCUAUCCCGACACGCAGCCGGUGGAGGAGAUACAUCACUAUGGUAGCAGCGGACGGUACCUAUCGCCGGCUCAGGCCACGGGAGGCCGCGGUGAAGUGAAGGUCGGCGACUCGUUUGGCCCGACAUGGGCGACACAUUGGUUCCGCGUCACGGCCGAGGUGCCGGAGAGGUUUGCCGGCCAGCAAGUUCGCCUGCGUUGGAACACAGGGUGCGAGGCUAUGGUGUACAGCACUGAGAAUGAGCCACUACAGGGUCUAACGGAGCUUGGUGGACAGGAGCGCACAGACUUUAUCCUCUCUCGAUCGGCAGUGGCUGGACAAAGGUACGUAUUUCACAUUGAGAUGGCGUGCAAUCCCAUCAUGGGUGCCGGUCACGCAGGCAUGAUCAACCCACCCGACCCCAAUCGGACGUUCACCCUGGCCCAGUGCGAGCUGGCCGUCUACGACCCAGACUGCGCCGCACUCUACUACGACCUGGAGCUGCUGGUUGCCAUGGCAAGCAAGAUGGACGACAAGUGGCCGCGAUCGUAUCAGGCGCUCUACACUGCUAAUGAGAUCGUCAACGCGUGUCGCGUCGGCGAUCGCGACAGUUACAAGCGGUGCCACGAGAUUGCACGCCAGUUUUUCAACCAGCACAACGGAGACAGCCAGCUGACCAUCGCCUCCAUGGCCAAUUGUCACAUCGAUUGUGCCUGGCUCUGGACCUACGAGGAAACGGUUCGCAAGUGCGCGCGCAGCUUUGCGUCAACACUACGCCUAAUGGAAGAUUACCCAGAGCUCAACUUUGCUUGCUCCCAGGCUCAGCAAUAUGAAUGGGUCAAGGUACACUAUCCUGGUCUCUAUGAUCGAAUGAAGACAGCUGUGGCUGACGGCCGAUUCAUAUCAGUCGGUGGCAGCUGGGUGGAAAUGGAUGCUAACAUGCCUGGCAGUGAAGCGCUAGCGAGACAGUUCCUGGUCGGCCAACGCUUCUUCAAACAGGAAUUCGGCCAGUAUUGUCAAGUUUUCUGGCUUCCGGACACGUUUGGCUACUCCAGUCAGCUUCCUCAGCUGAUGACCUCUGCCGGCAUGAAGUACUUCCUCACGCAGAAGAUCAGCUGGAAUCUCAUUAACAAGUUCCCGCAUCAUUCAUUCAAGUGGCAAGGUCUGGAUGGCACACAAGUCAUCACACACUUUCCUCCGGCCAACACGUACGGUUGUGAAGUUACUAUUGAUGAGGUUUUGAAUACGGUCACGAAUCUGGAGGACAAGGGUCGCGUGUCAGAGAGUCUUAUGCUGUACGGGUAUGGUGACGGUGGAGGUGGACCAACAGAAGGCAUGCUGGAGAGGAUGCAGCGACUCAAGGACUGUGAUGGUUUGCCUAGAAUCCGCCCGUCCACCCCCAUGGACUUCUUCAGCAAGCUGGAGUCGACGUCAGCGUCAUCGUUGUGUACUUGGGUCGGCGAAAUGUACCUGGAGCUGCACAAUGCUACCUACACUACGCAGGCUGAGAUCAAGAAGGCGAACCGUGUAGGCGAGUUCCUGCUGCGAGAUGCCGAGACAGUGUCCGCAUUCGCCAGUUUGCUCAAACUUGCAGACUACCCGCACACGGAGCUGCUCCGCAUUUGGAAGCUGUUCUUGCUGAACCAGUUUCAUGACAUUCUUCCGGGGACUUCCAUCGAGGCGGCUCACGAUCUCGCCAAAGACUACUACAAAGACGUUCACAAAUCCGCCAAGCAAAUGUUUGUAACAGGAUUGGAUGCACUAUUGACUUCGUCCACCGGACAACCAUCAACAGAAGCUGCUGCCGGUGCUGGCACCGACAGUUCCAGUGUGUUGACGGCUGCGCUAGUGAAUCCAUUCUCUUGGCAGAGGGAAGAAGUAUGCAGUGUACCGGCCGGUGUGCAAGUACCUGACGGCUGCAGCGUACAGCGUAAUGCUGGUGAUGAUGGCAGCGUUCUUGCACUUGUUCAAGUCCCAUCGCUCGGCGUCGCAUGUGGCAAGACUAUCUUCUCCGCAUCGCAGGCUUCAACUGCUGUUGUCGAGGCUGUCGAGGAGUCGGUGGGCGCCUAUCGCCUUUCCAACAAACACCUGCAUGUGACCAUCGAUCGUCAUGGCCAGUUAACAUCUCUCAUUGUCAACAAAACUGGACGGGAAGCAUUGCCCGAAGGUCAAACUGGCAAUCGCCUUGUGAUGUUUGACGAUAUUCCACUGUUCUGGGAUGCCUGGGACGUAAUGCCAUACCAUUUAGAAACACGGCGGGUUUUGGACAAUGCAACAGAGUUGAGAGUGACUGAGACGGGUCCACUGCGUGUCAGUGUGCAGUACAAAGUGCAGAUCAGCGAGCGGAGUCACCUCGUACAGACCAUCUCACUGUGCAGUAACGAGGAGUUUGUGAGAUUUCACACACGGGUGGAUUGGCAUGAGAACCGUCAGUUCCUCAAGGUGGAGUUCCCGGUGGAUGUGAGCAGCACGGAAGCCACUUACGAGACACAGUUUGGCCACACACGCCGUCCCACUCACUCCAACACCUCCUGGGAUGUGGCUAAGUUUGAGCUGUGCGGACACAAGUGGUGUGACUACUCCGAGUACGGGUUUGGAAUGGCAGUGAUGACCGACUGCAAGUAUGGCUACUGCGCUAAGGACAAGCUCAUCCGUAUCUCAUUGCUUCGUUCACCCAAAGCACCGGAUGGCAAUUCGGACAUGGGUUGUCAUGAGUUCAGCUACGCAGUAUUUCCCCAUCAAGGAUCAUUCCAAGAUGCUGGUGUGAUUCGCCAGAGCUACAACUUCAACCACCCGCUGUCAAUCAUGGCCAGAGCAUCGUCGUCACCGCAAGCUGCAGUACCGGCAUCAAGCUCGGUAUCAUGGCUGACCAUUGACAAUCCUGCAAUCGUGCUGGAAGCCGUGAAAAUGGCUGAGGAACAGGUUGAGGGCCGUCCAGGAAGCCUUAUCUUGCGUCUGUACGAGUCUUUCGGCGGCCGAGCUACGGGCAACAUUCGUUUUACGUUUCCCGGUGCACUGAACGUACAGUCGGUAGUGAAAUGCAACAUCCUUGAAGAGGCAAUAGCCGACUCAAAUGGAGCCACACCGUCACUGACUUCUUCAGGCAGCCAAACGGCACAGCUGUGCGUGAAGCCGUUUGAGGUUGUCACUCUGCGAUUGGAAUUCUAAUCCACUCUCUCCUGUCUCUUGUUUACCCUGCUAAUCUUUGAGUGAGUGAGUGGAAUUGCAGCCAUCGUGUUCUCAACGUAGAGGGCACUGUCUUUCGAGGUUGUCACUGUGCGACUAGAAUUCUAAUCCACUCUCGCUGCUCCUUGAAUGAGGGGCAUUUCCAGUCACCGUGUUCUCAACGUAGAGGGCACUGCUGACCACUUUAUCAACACUGGACAAUAGUCGCCUGACUACUAACAUUGUGCAUACGCAGAACAGAAUGCUUCCAAGCUAUUUCAAAAUAGAGUGUUCGAUGUCUAGGGCCAGAGCAACUUACAACACCCUCUUCUUGUUGUACUUCGAAGUACAUGUAUAUAUUAUGCAGAACUGCGGCUAUUUUUCUAUUAGGUUUUCUAGUCGUUUGGGAUUUUAUUCUAUUUAUGUUUAUUCAUUAUUUUUUUCACGUGAGCUGAUCUUGUCACCGGGGCGAGCUGGUCUCGUUCCCAGACUAUGUCCACGGUACUACUGAA